Molecule: messenger RNA, 2401 nt
Organism: Diachasmimorpha longicaudata
Lineage: Eukaryota; Metazoa; Arthropoda; Insecta; Hymenoptera; Braconidae
Gene: Ras64B
Product: ras-like protein 2
Exons: 4
Coding region: 323-922 (199 amino acids)
Biological process (GO): Ras protein signal transduction
Cellular component (GO): plasma membrane
Molecular function (GO): GTP binding; GDP binding; GTPase activity
Source: RefSeq, a predicted model, not a curated record
UCGGUCGAAGUCGGCUUACUCGUCGGCUGGAUGCUGCAGAUCAGGAGGGGUUAAAGACAAAAAGAGAAAAAAAAAACAAGAAGAAAAAUAAAACAGGCAAUAAAAAGAACACAACAGUACACUCAAUGAACUGAACUAACUCAAGUGACAUUUGUGGAUUUUCUAUGUGUGCCUGAGUCAAGGACUUUUCGAAACUGACCAGCACAGUAGGACCGCACAGUUGCCAGAACUUUGAAACUUAAUCCGUGCUAAAAAGUGUCUCGAGUGGAUAGGACAAGUGAUUCAUUAAAUUAUUAACUGAUAUUGAUCGAGAAUUGAAAAAAUGUCUCGGCCCGCUGAUAGGCAGAGUUAUGCACAAACAUACAAAUUAGUUGUUGUAGGCGGUGGAGGUGUUGGAAAAUCUGCCAUUACCAUUCAGUUCAUUCAGAGCUAUUUUGUCACGGAUUAUGAUCCGACAAUCGAGGAUUCAUACACGAAGCAGUGCGUCAUUGACGAAGUGCCUGCGAAGCUCGACAUUUUAGAUACCGCAGGCCAGGAGGAAUUUAGUGCCAUGCGUGAACAGUACAUGAGAAGUGGUGAAGGUUUCUUGCUGGUAUUUUCAGUAACAGAUCACUCAUCCUUCGACGAAAUAAUGAAAUUUCACAAACAAAUUCUCAGGGUCAAGGAUCGCGAUGAGUUUCCCAUGUUGAUGGUGGGAAAUAAAUGUGAUCUUGACCACCAAAGAUCCGUCGCAGUUGAUGAGGCACAAAACUUGGCUCGAAUUUUGAAGAUUCCCUACAUCGAGUGUAGUGCCAAAUUACGCAUGAAUGUUGAUCAAGCUUUCCACGAGCUUGUGAGAAUUGUUCGGAAAUUUCAGCUCUCAGAGAGGCCGCCAUUGAAGCCGAAUUACAAGAAGAAUAAGAAAAAAUGUUGUAUGUUAUAGAUUUACAGCGAGAGAACCGAGGGUGGAAAUCAAAAUUCUAAUCUGAAGCAAUCUGGAAAAAUAUUCUCCGGAGUUAUUUACCACAAGUGAAUAGACUUCACAGAACAGCAAUAUUACUCUAUUCAAUUUUUUGUUUUUUUUUUUUUUUUUUUUCAUUAUAGGAGGCGGGGUAAUAUGGCCACAUUUUUUUUAUUUAAAUUGGUGUAGUGGUAAUUAAAACUAUUAAAUGUCUUUUUUGGAGCACAGAGUAAUUAUCGAAAGCAAUAAAUGCAAAUGUUAAAAGUAAUUUUAAUAUUAUCAAAGUAAAUGUAAAAUAAUUGGCUUCGAAAAGAAAUCAAUUUUUUAAAUUGUUCAACAACGUAAUAAAUUUAACAUGAAUAACACUGUUGGAACAUAAAAGCUGAUAGAGUUUUUAAAGCCCAUUUGAAGAUGUAUAUAAUCAUUAAUGAGAGUGUUUUUGUUUCUUAUUUAUGUUCUUAUUUUUGGGAGAAUCGCACAUGUCCGUCUAUCAAUCCACUGAUUGUCAGAUACUUUCAUUUAUCUAUUAAUUGUUGUUGAAGAAUAGAUUUUUUUUUAAUUGAAAAAUUUCAAUCGGGGUCCAUAUUAUCCCAGCAUUCCUGAGUCCUUUCCUCGCUCUAUAUUUAGGAUUUUUCCAUUAUUGAAGAUUUACCAAAUUUAUGGAGAUAUUUCAUACGAUUUAGGCUCGAUGUUUCAUAUCAUUAGAAGCACAGAAUUACACCGAUUAGGAUAAAAUAGAAGACGAUUCUACCCUUUUUUUCAGUAAACGAUAUUUUUAUAUAUCAUAUUGAUAUGUAUAAAUAUUUGCAAGAAGCGUGGAAAUCAACUGGCGUACCUGCCUAUUUAUUUGUCAUUGGUAAAGGGGGAAAUUACACUGCCUAAUUGGAAUACAAUGGAUUUCAGAAGAUAUUAUCUUUUACUAGACAUAAUCCAAUGCGGAGAUUAGCAAAUCAUAUAAAUGUGAAUCUGUCAAUGUUUUAAAUUGUCGAAUUUGCUGAUGAAUUAAUGUUGAAGCGUACAAACUAACACUGUUUAAUCAUUACAUUCAAUGUAUAAUUUUUUAUAAGUUUAGUUCGAUCAUUUGUGUCAAUUUAUACGUUAUAAUUCCAAUGUUUUUACUAAAUGGAGGAGUAAUUUACAUAUGACAAAGGAUGCGUACAGUAGGUGGCAGUAUUCAGUGGUAGAAAAAGUGACGGGCCUACUUAUGUAUUUUACGGUACUCUGUAAAUAGCUAGAUUUACAAAUUUCAAAUCAUUUUAAUACGAUAUUUAUUGCUACAAAUUUUUACCACCCGUUUCGUAUGGACAAAAAGGCAACAGACUGGGAAAUAUUACCAUCAUACCACUGUAUUUAUCAUGUACCGUGCCGGAGGUCAAUGGAUUUAUGAAUAUAAAUUUUCACAGUUUGGACAAUAAUAAUAUGAUGAAAUGAAGAGAAUUAAAUAAAUGUACUAAAUACAAA